UGAAUGCUAGAGUCUGUGGCUGACACUGUCUCCAUAGAAAAACCUGUUGGUGAUUAAAAUGUGCAUUUAUUUUGUAUAUUUUUACUAUAUUCUUUGAACCUCCAACCUGUAAAAUUGCUGACGUCAUUAUCCAGCCCUCGGUCAGUGACAAUGUUGUUAUUUACUGUCAUGCAGACUUCAGUCCAACAGAUUUAACCAAGUGAAUUUCAAAAGAAUUAUGAGAACUCACGUUAUGUAGGGCCAUAAGAUAACUGAGAAGAUGGCCUAUUUGUGUCCUUACAACCGUCCUCUUUAAAUCUCCUUUUUGUGCAUCCCACAUAAAAUCGCCCAUAUGGACAUUCAAGUCUAUCAAUGACAAAUGUAGUUUUAUAUAUUGGAUCUUCAAAACGUGACAUUCAAAAUCUUCUUCCUGGUCAGAAUUACAUCUGAGUGUUUUCUAGUGUUGGAGUUUUGAUCAGUGAAACAGUUUUCAUCAUUCACGUUCAUAUAUCACAACAGUUAAUUGCAAUUAAUCUUGAAAAUGAAUAAAAUCUCCAAUCUUCAUUCAAUAUCAGACUCUCGUACAUGUUUCUUCAAUGAAAUUUGCAUCUUCUUUGAUGCAGUACUAAACCUCUAUCAGUAGAGGGCAGUAUUUCUCUGCUACAUUCAGUAAAGCUGCAGUAAAGCCUCCAGGCUCCAUGAUCACGUUAUAUUGUGUUAAGGUGAAAGUGAAGGGUCAUCUUCAGCUUACAGAAAGUUAAACAAGGUGACUUACCUCAACACCUGCAGGUCAUGUUCAAGGUCCUCCGGUCUGAAGAUCGCAUUAAGCUGGCUGUACGUUUAGAGAGCGGAUGGUCGGAGCGGGUGCGCUACAUGGUUGUUAUCUACACCAACGGCCACCAGGACACAGAGGAAAAUAUCGUCCUGGGAAUGGACUUUACAGACAAGGACAGUAAAAAUUGCUCUAUUGGGAUGGUGCUACCACUGUGGAGUGAUACCAACAUACAUUUAGAUGGAGAUGGAGGCUUCAGUGUGAACACAGCAGGGCGGUCACAUGUCUUCAAGCCUGUUUCUGUGCAGGCCAUGUGGUCUGCCUUGCAGGUCCUCCACAAGGCAUGCGAGGCGUCGCGCCGGUUCAACUACUUUCCAGGGGGCAUCGCUCUUACGUGGAUGGCCUUCUAUGAGAGCUGCAUCAACUCGGAGCAAAGCUGCAUCAAUGAGUGGAACACUAUGACAGACCUGGAGACCACCCGGCCCGAUUCUCCCACAAUGUUUGUGGACCGGCCAACAGAACGAGAGAGAACAGAGUGUCUCAUUAAAGCCAAACUACGCACCAUCAUGACAUUUCAAGACCUGGAGAACAUCACCUCAAAGGAGAUCCGUAACGAGCUGGAGCAGCAUAUGAGCUGUAACCUCACAGAGUACAAGGAGUUUAUAGAUAAUGAGAUGCUUCUGAUUCUGGGUCAGAUGGACAAGGCUACACCUAUCUUUGAGCAUGUGUACCUGGGCUCCGAGUGGAACGCUUCCAACCUGGAAGAACUACGAGACUGCGGAGUGGGUUAUAUUCUGAAUGUCACCAGAGAGAUUGACAACUUCUUCCCGGGGAUGUUCUCUUAUCACAACGUCCGUGUAUACGAUGAGGAUGCUACCGACCUGCUGGCCCACUGGAACGACACCUACAACUUUAUUGUCAAAGCAAAGAAGAACAGUUCCAAGUGCCUGGUGCACUGUAAGAUGGGUGUGAGCCGGUCUGCCUCUACAGUUAUUGCCUAUGCAAUGAAGGAGUAUGGCUGGUCUCUGGAGAAAGCGUACAACUUUGUCAAGCAGAAACGAAGUAUAGCUCAGCCGAACGCUGGUUUCAUGAAACAGCUGGCAGAAUACGAGGGAAUCUUGGAUGCCAGUAAACAACGCCACAACAAGCUAUGGAGGCCUGAAACCGAUGAGGAGGGGUCGGAUGAUUUGCAAGCCUCCGGCCACUGUGCAGGUGGGGAGGGGACACCAGUGCUCAGAGAGGAGGAAGCCUGGGGAGGCUGCGGGGCGUCUCCCUGCAGGGGUAUGGGUCUAGAGAUGGAACCUCUUGACUCUCUUAACUACAAUUACUACUUCAGACGUUUGUCGGACUCUGCACUAGACAGUGAGCCCUCCACCCCAGUGCGGGGGCCGCCUCUGCUGGGUAUGGAAAGAGUUUUCAUUGAGAUCGAAGACGUGGAGAGAGACGCCCUAUUGGAGGACGAGGGCUUCCCCAUGGCCCACUUAGCCUUGCCUGGCGAGGGCACGGCUGCUCAGACGUGCGGGCGCCUUGACCCCCUGGAGGACAUGAGACUAAGGCUCGAGUUCAGCACUUUGGAGGAAGAGGACGAGGAAGAGGCCAAGAAAGAGGAGGCUGAGAUGGCAGCCUUGGCUCAAUCACCCGGAAAUUCAGAGGGGAGGAAGGCAGGGGAGGAGGCUGAGAGGAGGGAAGAAAGCCGGUUAGGCUUAGCCAAUCUCAACACAAACAACAGCAACCGCCUAGCUGCCAAGCGCAGCUGCCCUGCGGCCUUUGACGACAGUGCUAGCACAGGAAACCCUUUAAAAGUGAAGCCCUCCUAUCAAUCCUGUAAAGACUGCCUGCGUCUACCACAAGGGCGGCGCUGUGACCGUCCAGCAGGAGGCCGUUCCCACCGCCUUAACCCCUCCCGUCACUGCACUGUCCCCUCCAUAUGCAUAGAUCCGCCGGGGACCAUUUUUACUUCCACCCCAAUUCUACAGUCUCUGCCAGCGCCCGCAGUUGUCCCGCCUAACUUGGUCCAGCCUAGUAGUCAUCUCUACCGCUGUGCCACCUGCACCCCAGAUGUCCCACUAGCCAAUCACCAGAAACAGGUCUCGCCCAUGAGCUGCGAGGAAACCCCUAAUGACCGCAACUCAGUUGAGACCGAGGACAUGGACGAACCGCAGGCGGAUGAGGUGGAAGAAGAGACGUCAAGGGAGGGUGGUGGUGCAGUGGAGCUUGAGGAGCAGGGCCUAGCCCAGCUGCAAAUGCCAGGACUGGGGAUAGAGUUCGGUCUGGAACUGAUGCGACAGAGGGCAGAGCAGCUCGAGAAGCUGCCAAGCUUAGCCAUGGAGGGCCAGCUCCCAGUGGGGCCUUAAGAGAGCGGCCUAAGCAUGGAUGAGAUGGAGGAUGGACUACCUAAACCACUAUGAUGGCUGUGGGCCUUUAGAUGACUGGCACUGUGGUGUUGUACCAGAAACAAAAAGCUCUCCUCAGACCUGUACUGUCAUGUCCUGGCCUCAUAGCGCCACUGUCACAAGCUGCAGCAGCCCUCUCUGCAUUUACAGUGUUCUGUUAUUGUCUGCUGGCAUUAAAAUCCAGAUGAGGCUGGUUGUUUUCACCAUACGCUACAGGCUUGAAUGCUUCUGGCAAGGUAAGGACUGAAGACUUUCCGGUGUCCUCCACUUGUCCCUGAACUGGUCUCUUUGAGCCCGCCUGCCCCACAACACAUGCAGGAUCAUCAGACCUCCACACAGCCCAGUAGAAAUGAGCGUUAAGCUGCUAUUUUACCCUCAACUGGCAGGUUUGGCUUAUUUCCAAAACAGGACAGUGGUGGUUUGUAAGAUCUGGUUGUUGUGAACAUCUGCCAACUUGGUAAUUCCUUUCUGACUCCUGAGAGAACUCUAGCUAGCACUUUGAUGUUGAUGAAAAGAAAAAUACCCGAAAACGCUUCUGUCAGUGUACUGUAUGUUUCUCAAUCCAACUCAUCAACAGUAUCCAUGAAGGAGCUCAAUGAAUGUCUGCAGUUGAGCCUGUUGGAGUUUAUUCACUAUAUCUUCAUGUUACCACUGACAACUGAAUCCUCACUUACCUUCACUUACAUGUUCCCUGCCGCAGCUGCUUUUUGCAUCACGAGAGGGCAUUUCAUGUGAAAGCAUAACUUUUUUUUUUCUUUUUUUUUUUUUAAAAAAAGGAUGUGAGCAAAUGUGAGCCUUCUUAUGCCUCUUUGUAAAGCGUCGUACCUCGGACCACAAGCAUCUCGGGACUGUUUUGGUCAAAGACUGUUCUGUUGUCUCUGCUCAGCGGCUGGUUCAACCUGAUCUUUUCCAUUAAAGUUAAUGUAAUCAUGUC
Molecule: messenger RNA, 4078 nt
Organism: Thunnus maccoyii (southern bluefin tuna)
Lineage: Eukaryota; Metazoa; Chordata; Actinopteri; Scombriformes; Scombridae
Gene: ssh1b
Product: slingshot protein phosphatase 1b
Exons: 13
Coding region: 772-3105 (777 amino acids)
Biological process (GO): actin cytoskeleton organization; protein dephosphorylation; negative regulation of actin filament polymerization
Cellular component (GO): cytoplasm
Molecular function (GO): actin binding; protein tyrosine/serine/threonine phosphatase activity
Source: RefSeq, a predicted model, not a curated record